UCGGGCAGCCCACGCUCGUGCCAGUGGUGACAGCCCCUCCAUUCCCUCAUCCUGCCCAGGAUAAGCCCCGUUGCUUCCGAGAGUUAAGGACCAGCAGGAGGAAAUGCGUAAGCAGGGUCACUGAUGCUGCAGUUCCCACACAGCUCUGGCACUGCGGUGGGGCACUGGACCCUGCGCUGGGAUGGGGACCCUCGGGAACAGGCGGCUGCCACACAGGCUCCUGCUCUGCUGUGCCUUCUGGGGACUCUGCCUGGCCUUGGACUACGACGAUUACUCUCAGAACAGCACCAAUGAACAGGCCACCACCCCAGAGGUCACCCCGUGUCCCCGAGCCAUCCCGGGGCACCAGGCCACGGUGAACAAUGUCACCUACCUGCUGAUCCCCGAGGCCACGCGAGCCCAGCUGGGCAGCGCCGUCACCGUCCGGCUCAUCCCCUGCCUCUACAGCCUGGUGCUCCUGCUGGGGCUGCCGGCCAACGGGCUGGCCCUGUGGGUGCUGGCCACCAGGGCCGAGCGCCUCACCUCCACCGUGUUCCUGAUGAACCUGGCGGCCGCCGACCUGCUGCUCAUCUCCGUGCUGCCCUUCAAGAUCUCCUACUAUUUCCUGGGCAACCACUGGCCCUUCGGGGAAGGGCUGUGCCGCCUCACCACGGCUUUCUUCUACGGGAACAUGUACUGCUCCGUGCUGCUGCUCACCUGCAUCAGCGUCGACCGCUACCUGGCCGUGGCUCACCCCUUCUCGUCCCGCGCUUUCCGCACUCCCACCUUGGCUGCCGGCACCUGCGCUGCCGUCUGGCUCUGUGCUGCUGCCCUCACGCUGCCCCUGACCCUGCAGCGGCAGUCGUACCCCCUGCUCGGGGCAGGCCUCACGCUGUGCCACGAUGUCCUGCCCCGGCACGAGGACGAUGGGUUCUACUUCUACUACUUCGUGGUGCUGAUCGCCUGCGCCUUCCUGCUGCCGCUGCUGCUGCUGGUGCUGAGCUCGGGCGCGGUGCUGCGCGUCCUCCUGCGCGGGGGCAGCCGCUACUCCCACGCCGUGAAGCUCACGGCCCUCGUGGUGCUCACCCUCGUGGUUUUCUACACCCCCAGCAACGUCCUGCUGCUGGUUCACUACUCCAGCCCCUGCUCCAGGCUGCACGGCCGCCUGUACCUCAGCUACAUGGUGAGCCUGGCCCUCAGCACCUGCAACAGCUGCGCCGACCCCUUCGUCUACUAUUACGUGUCUGAGGAUUUCCGCGAGAAGGUGAGGAGGAGAGUCUUCAGGAGCAGCAAAAAAACCACCACUUCCCUAAAGACCUCCAAGGAAACGCUGCCUCGUUCCAAACAUUCGCUGGCGUGAGCCUCCAGCCCGGCUCGCUGCUCCCAGGGCACUCGUAACACACAGUGGGGAUAAGAUGAAGGCGAGACUGGAAUUCCACAAGUUUCACCCAGAGCAGCAUUUCCCAGGAGCUGAGUGCUUUUCCCUGUCUGCACAGGGAUAAGGCUGAAUAAACCCAAGCUGUGGGAUUCUUUGCCCAGACAAGAUGCUGAGUGCUGGACACAUCCAUCCUUUGCUGGGACACUGCCUGCAGCUUCUCAGCUGGCCACACACCACCAGGGAUGCUCCUACCCAUACAUCUGGGUCUGGUGUUCCUAAUCUGACUACUCUCUGCCUGCUAGUCCUGCUCCUGACUUGCUCACUGUCCUUAAGUGCGUACUCCCUUCCCCUAAAACUGAAAAAAAAAUAGACAUUGCAACCCCAAAUCUCUAAAUGUUUCAAAAGAUACUCUCCUGAACUAAACCAGUCUGUCAAGAGAGUGCAGAGCACUGGCUUGUGUAGCAGAAACAUUCUUGGCUUGAUUUGCAUGCAACCCCCCAGUAAUGUCAGUCCAUUGUUGGUAAAAGGUGCAAAAAUCCCAUUCACUCAUCCUUGUAUUUGCAAAUCCCCCUUGGCAUCCGUAAUUUCUUUGAGGCAAAGGUUGUAUUAAUGGAUUUUGUAAAAAAAUGAUGUCUCAUGAAGGAAAAUAGUAAAGUAGGAAUGGAGCAAACCCUCUGGUACUCCACACUUCCUUCGUGUAAUGUCACCCACAACCAAAAGCUGUCUCUGAUCAAACAGGUGCUCAGGUUUGCUGCAAAUCUGACAAAAUGCAGCCAGCUCCUCUCUCAGACACAACUGGGGCACGGCCCUGUGAGCAGCCAGGUAGAAAAUGAGCAAUAAACCUCUUUAGAGCUCCUUAAUUCUUUAGUUUUCCCAGCAUAGGCUUGACAGCCUAAAGCGUGAAUAAGAGGCAGAGAGGAUUGUCUU
Messenger RNA from Corvus hawaiiensis (hawaiian crow), 2284 nucleotides. It is a transcript of the gene F2RL3, whose product is annotated as F2R like thrombin or trypsin receptor 3. The transcript has 2 exons. Bases 182 to 1339 code for a protein of 385 amino acids. Lineage: Eukaryota; Metazoa; Chordata; Aves; Passeriformes; Corvidae. Gene Ontology annotation, biological process: thrombin-activated receptor signaling pathway; phospholipase C-activating G protein-coupled receptor signaling pathway; blood coagulation. The record is from RefSeq and is a predicted model, not a curated record. Gene Ontology annotation, molecular function: thrombin-activated receptor activity. Gene Ontology annotation, cellular component: membrane.